Molecule: messenger RNA, 1245 nt
Organism: Cylicocyclus nassatus
Lineage: Eukaryota; Metazoa; Nematoda; Chromadorea; Rhabditida; Strongylidae
Source: the annotation of a GenBank genome assembly
AUGUUGAGCAUGCACGAGUCCGAGGACUACAAAACUGUGAAGGAAACACAAAAGGAGUAUGAGGACCUUGACUUCUAUUAUGGCGAAGUCAGUGCAUGUGAAGGCGAUAGUCACUCAAGCCGACCGGAUAGCUCAAGACGAAUAGUUGUUAAUUCUCUGCCCCCGCUUCCUCCACCGCUGAAUCCUACACAUCUAGCCAUUCAUAACACAAAGAAGAAACCAUCUCCACGAUGGCGAGUUAUCCUACUCUCGGCAAUAAUAACCAUAGUCUUCCUCAUAUUAGUUAUUGCUAUUAUUCUACUAUUGUUAUUUGGGUCCAGGACAAAUGCGCCCUAUCCACGCAUUUCACGAGAUGAGGUUUCGAACGACGCUCAGUCAUCAAAUUCUCCAAUUCUACCGAAAAAAUACGAAGUGGAUGUCACGCCAAAUCAUUUACUAACGCUUUUGAUUACAAAGAGGAAGAUUUGUCUGUUUGAAGCUAGCACCGGCGAUGAGGAUAGGAGCAGGGAACAAUUCCUGACUGAGCACAUCGAAUCGGCUCAACUGCUUUACCAUUCGAAUCUCAGUCAUUCUGGUGUUCCUGUGCAUCCCCUUCAGUUCCAGAGAUACGUUAGAUCACUUGGCGUAGAUAGCGACUGCCACGUAGUCAUCUACGAUCGAGGCCAAAUGAUCUGGAGCACAUAUGCCGCUUGGGUAUUCAAGCUAUUCGGACAUCAAAAAGUCUCCAUUUUGAGUGGUGGUUUAUUGGUCUGGAAAACUCAAAUGGCACGUUCGGCACAGUAUCACACUGACAGCGGAGAUGAGCCGUCAGCGGGUCAAGGAAACUUCCUCUCAUCGUGGAAUCAAUCGAUGGUGAUUACUUUCGACGAUGUGCUUCUAAAUACUGAACUGCGUAACUAUGACAUUGUUGAUGCUCAAACAAAAGAGGAAUUUUCUGGAGAAGCUUCAGGAGCCCUCUAUGGUCACAUUGAAGGAGCUGUGAACGUACCUGUGGAUACGUUGUACGACUGGAAAUUGAACAAAUGGAGAUCAGCAGCUGAGAUUGAAAGCGCAUUGAAAAACGCUGGACUAACUCAUAGCAAACCAGUGAUUAUCUACUGUUCCACCUCUCUUCGAUCAUCUAUGGUUUGGUGGGUACUGAGGAGACUGAAUUACGACGCUCGAGUUUACUUUGGCGGUUGGCCUGAAUGGGUUGUCCGAGCUCCAGACGAACUGAAAGUUCUUGGAAAGCAUAUUGUGGAGUAA